Molecule: messenger RNA, 255 nt
Organism: Saprolegnia diclina VS20
Lineage: Eukaryota; Oomycota; Saprolegniomycetes; Saprolegniales; Saprolegniaceae
Exons: 1
Coding region: 1-255 (84 amino acids)
Source: RefSeq, a predicted model, not a curated record
AUGCAAAAUAUCACGUUUUCUCGGUUCGACAGCUUUGACCAAGGCGUGCCGGCGGCUGAAGUCGCGCUGCGCAACACGAGUAGCGCCAGUGUUAGUCUCUACUUCUACAACGAGUUGACGAGGGACAGCAUUGUCUGCCUCAUCGACGCGCUCUCGACGUGCGAGGGCGUGACGAUCUCUUUGCGGCCGCUCGACGACGACGCGCUUGAAGUGCAAACCACCGCGCGCCACAUCAUGCGUGAUCAUGGCACAUGA